GAAAUAUUCAAUCUUAAUCGGAAUAAUUAUCUUUCCUCGAUUCGAUUUUUUUCGUUGAAGGACAUUGACUCUGAGUUGGCUAGAAGAAAUGUCCUAUUAAAAGCAUCGAUUCGUUAUACUAGUUUCUACAUGUAUUGUAAUUAUCUACGCAUUUAAAAAUGUCAUUUGUGUAUCAGUAUAACAGGCGAAUCAGCUACGACAUUGGUCGAAUCCUAAUCAUGUAUUUUCCUUAUCAGACUGUCAAUAAAAUUCAGUUUCUAUCUUCAGUUUUCAUUAACGCCUAACCUCUUUUGUUAAAUAAAUUUAAUUAGUAUUUGGUUAAAAAUAAAUCAAUCCCAGAAUAUUGAAAUUCUCUAAAUAAUGAAACGGUGGCUACGGAUAAUUAUUUUUUCUGAAAAGAGGAUCGGAUGAUGUAAAAAAAACCUGUACCAUUUUUAACUUGUAAUUGCAUAGCAGAAAUGGAUAUUGUAAGAAGAUUGAUAAUUUUGUGCAUGUUGACAGCUGUUCUGCCAUUCCUACUGAUAAUAAUUCCUUUGUAUCUACGGCAUAUUUUUUAUGCUGAUGUUGCAUAUGCUGUAACAGAAUCCGAUAUUAUAGAAAUCAAUGAUGGGAUUUCAACAAUAUUUUGUUCGGAACAUACUUUAAAAAUGAAUGGCACUUUUAAUGCUUUCCAAAUGACUCAUCGACCAGAGAUAGCAUCAAAACGAAAACACAUAAGACUUAAAAAGAGCAUGAAUUUACCAGAUGAUACAUUGGAAUAUUGGGGAUUCUAUUUAUUAAAAAGUGCAACUGUAGCACUUUCUGUAUGUUCAAGAUUCGAAGGAGCUUCUAUAUUGGUAGUAAAAGGAGAGAAAAACCUACGCACUUGUGGCUUGCUGGAACAUAAUAUUAAUAAGCAGUCGCAAGAAAUUUUCUUUCCAGAUGCGAACAAACAAGUUAAAAUAUUAUAUGAAUCAAAUGCACAAGAAAUCGAUUCUAAAGAAACAACCACAAUUGAACUUACUAAACCUAUACACAAUAUCAGUGAGGUAGAUAAAUCAGCUGUAAAUACAAGUUCUGAAAAUGAAAGAAUUUCCGAAACAAAUCUAGAAAAUCUAGGCACACGGGCAUAUAUUACAAAUGAAAAAUUGAUGAAGAGUUUAAAACAUUUAGAGACAUUGUAUCAUACUACAACGUCUUAUCUUGAUAAAUAUGUAGGUGAUCAGCAAGAAAGUAUGAAUAAUAACACUAGAAAAGAAAGACAUAUUAAACGUCGUAUGGUGAAUACAAAUAAAACUAAAAGAAUAAAGCAAAGAAGAAAAGGAGUCUAUAAUUACAAUAAAAAAAUGCGAAUACAAAAAUUACAAGAAACAUUGAAUUCAGAUAUAAUUAAUGACAGAAAGGAACAAGAAAUAAAAGAGAGAAAUGAAAUGGAUACCAAAAGAUUUAAAAGAAGUAGAGAACUCAUAAAGCCAUCAUCCUUAUUAGAUCAAGGUAUUAAGCAUGGUGGAAAUGCUGACAAAAAUUAUACAUCUGAUUCUAACGAAGAGUCGUCUAUUUCUAGUUUUGAAACUGAUUUAUUAAAUUGUUACAAUGGUGAAAUAUUGUUAGCUCAUGAAUUCCAACCUUCAGAUCAAUGUACUAACAUUUCCUAUUUGCUUAAUAAUAAACACAUACAGGCAAAUCACCAUAUAGAACAAGAUGGUUAUUAUUAUUAUAUUUUUUAUAGUGAUAACGAUAUUGUGUCUAAUGAUAUUUAUGCGAUUUUUGAUAUAUAUAAACCGACUUUUCAAUAUGAAAAUGUGACUAAGUCAUGUAUUAAUCAAACUGAAUGCUCAUUUCAUAUAAACCCGCUGUCAGCGGAUAGGGUAAUUGUCGAAAUACCAACUAAGGACGGUAUAGAGCAUAAUGAAAUGGACGACGCUGGCAUACUAAUUUCUAUUUGUCAGCCACGAAUGGGCGCGUACAUGAUUUUUCCAAUUGCGAUAUUGCUCUUAAUUCUUAGUUGUGCUUUUAUAUAAUUAAAUCGGUUAUCUAGAAAUACCUGCAGACAUAAGUACAUACAACUUUGUGAAAGCUUUUUUUGUUGUUUCACAAAUCAUAAAACAAAUCACAAACUAUUUAAAUACAAAUUUACA
Trachymyrmex septentrionalis is the source of this 2117-nucleotide messenger RNA. RefSeq lists its product as uncharacterized. The coding region runs from base 459 to 2000 and encodes 513 amino acids. Lineage: Eukaryota; Metazoa; Arthropoda; Insecta; Hymenoptera; Formicidae. The transcript has 4 exons. The record is from RefSeq and is a predicted model, not a curated record.